This is a messenger RNA of Lachancea mirantina, 975 nucleotides long. Lineage: Eukaryota; Fungi; Ascomycota; Saccharomycetes; Saccharomycetales; Saccharomycetaceae. The record is from the annotation of a GenBank genome assembly.
AUGGCUCGUAAAUUGAAGGGUAAAAAGGGCAUGAAAGGUUUGAAAGCCGCGCUUUCAAGGCAACAAGCAGACGUAAAAUCUAAAGAAAAAUUGAAAAAAAAGAUAUCGCAUACUCAAAAUAAAGGUCAAUUGACAAAAGAUGUUGUUCGAAAUCAGCAACGGCAACGAGAACAGGCCCAGAAUGUUUUGCCGUUUGAAAAGGAAUCCACGCUAAUGCUUAUUGGCGAAGGUGAUUUUUCGUAUGCUUGUUCGAUCGUUAAGCAGGGCCUCAUUUUACCCGAGAAUCUUAUAGUCACCAGCUAUGACAACUCACCAUCAGAGUUGCAGUUGAAGUAUCCGCACUCGUUCGGGCCAAAUUACAAUAUUUUGAUGGAAAAUCAGGUAAAGGUUUUCUUUAAAACGGACGCAACGAUGCUUGUCAAAUCAUUAAAGAUCACAAAAAAAUCGCCCUGGACCAAGCUUCUGGGACCUGAAUGGCGGAACAAACGUCUUCAGAAUAUAAUGUUCAAUUUUCCGCAUACCGGAAGGGGAAUUAAAGAUCAGGAUAGGAAUAUUGCUGAACACCAAGCGCUCGUGCUUGGAUUUUUCCAAAGCAGCCAAGAUCUUUUUGGCCUUGCUAAUUCGGUGAAUGAGACAAACCUUGCUCAGGACUACUCUAUUUUCAAAGACGACAUGGGGGCCACUACGCAGGAAGAGAAUAAAUGCAGGGUAAUUUUGAGCGUAUUUACUGGCGAGCCUUACGAUUCAUGGCAAAUUAAAAUGCUAGCAAAGAAGUCCGGUUGGAAAGUAGAAAGAUCAAGUCAGUUUUGGUGGGAUCAGUACCCCGACUACCACCAUAGAAGGACAAAUAGUGAACAGGAUACGACGAAACCCGCGUCUGAGAGAAGUGCGCGUGUGUAUAUAUUCGAAAGAUGGGGGGACAGCAGGAAAGCUGCGAAAGAAGCAAAUGAGAAGGGGAACUACGCAAGUGAAUAA